GGCGAGUUUAUUCGAAAGCUAUUAAUCUCCUUGAGUGUUUCUUGUGUUUUAAGGUCUCUGCAAUCCAGUGUACACGGUUUUAAUCACCUUCUGAAACAGUCGGAAACACCAGGUAAUAAAACAGUUAUUCGGUUUUUGUUGUUCAUUAUUGACAUGCAAGAUUGACAUCACAAUUUAUAUGUAGUCUGUUACAGAGUCGGCGCGUAUAUUUUAAUAUGAGGACAUUUGAGGUUUUUCCUAAAAAGUCACAAUCAGAUAUAUUGCCGCAUGAAAAAUGUGAGAAAAAUCCAUAAAGAACAAUUUUUUUUAUUAGAAUUACCCACUAAAAUAUAAUCUGUUUUCAUGACGUGGUCGAAAAAUAUCAAGUCAUUUGUUGGUCAAAACAUCCUUAAAUAAUCGUGUGAUCCAAACAUAUCAAGUUAUCGCUUGCUCAAAACAUUCUUAAAUCUUCAUUAAAUCAUUUUAAACAAUUAAUUCUUUCAUAAAUGGCAGGUCAUUGUGAAAAUGUUUCAUUCACUAACUUCCAAAAAUUUAAAAAAAAAAAAAAAUAGUUGAAACUCUUAUAAAAUUAAUUGUGAGUAUAAUAUCAUGAUGUUAAAUCAUAUAAAAAAUUCUUAAAUCUUUAUUAAAUCAUUUUAAACAAUUAAUUACUUCAAAAAUGGCAGGUCAUUUUGAAAAUGUUUCAUUCACUAACUUCCAAAAAUUUAAAAAAAAAAAAAAAAAAAUAGUUGAAACUCUUAUAAAAUUAAUUGUGAGUAUAAUAUCAUGAUGUUAAAUCAUACAAAAUUAUACAAAUAUACACUCAAACUUUAGGUAUCCACACAAUUCACAACAAAUAGUUCUCUACAGAAAUUAAAUAGAAAUUUGACACAAUUUUGUGUUCUCCAGAAUACAAAGGAUGGCUGCCGAUAUUGUUUUACUCUUCGUUGGGAGAACUGGAAAUGGCAAAAGUUCCACCGCCAACUCUGUCAUUGGUGAAAAGUUCUUUAGUACAGGCAAACUCUGUGAUGAAAGGAGGGUUGAACAGACAAAAACUAAAGAAGUGGACGGUUUAAAGAUCACGGCUGUAGAUGGAACUGGUAUUGGCGACACUGGAUCUGAUAUGAAUGGAGAUCUACAAGACACACUACAAAAAGCUGAGCAUGCCGUCCAACUCUGUGAGUCUGGUUUCAAUGCUCUCAUCUUUGUUAUGACUUACGGUACAAGGUUCACCAAACAGGAGAAAGACACCGUGGAUCUGAUCAAGUCAUUGUUUGGUAGGGACAUCUUCAGACGUUUUGGUAUCAUCGUCAUGACACGAGGUGACCAGUUUGAGAUGGACACAGAGGAUGACCCCAAGACAUUUGACCAGUGGUGCAAGGAACAAACUGGGGAUAUUAGAAUUCUUUUCCAAGAAUGUGACAACAAAAUUGUGAUCUUCAAUAACAAAUCAUCCAACAUUGAUACUCUUAUUAGACAAAGACAAAAGUUACUGAAUCUUGUUCCUGAUACAAAUAAAUACUCAUUAGAAGAAUUUAACCAGGCCAGCAAUGAUCGCCAGAAACUAUUAAUAGGUUAUUCUUUUUUAGAAGCAGAGACACAAAACAAAUAUUUUCUUCAAGACAUUGACCAACAACUAAUUCGUGUUACGUCCACCAAAGGAACCAAACAACGCCACAAGAUGCUAACAAAUAUUCUGUCAGAUUUACAACAAAUGGAAACGGUUCAAAAAAUAUUUAAAGGAUCAGAGUAUUACAAUUCCCUAUGGACACCUUUACAGACAAGGCUUCUAAACGUCAGAUCUCAGCUACGGAUAACAGAAGGUGGUGGCAGUGAAAAGAUCGAAGAAGAAAAGGGUUUUAAAAGACAUAGUGUUGAUGUAACCGACAGCCAACCAUAUCGAAGUCUUCCUUCACCUUCACGGCCACUGUCCUAUAACAUUCUACCAUCAUAUAAUAAUACAUCUACUGCCAUUGACGAUGCACAUUAUUCUCUCUCACUCCAAACAUUACCACCAGCAAGCCAUCAAGUCAAUAAUCAAGUUUUAUUGUUGGUGGGACGAACCGGAAGUGGUAAAAGUUUAACUGCCAACUCUAUCAUAGGGGAACAAGUAUUUGGUAAAAAAGGAGAAGAUUCAAGUCUACUACAGAAAUAUUCCGUUGAUAUUGAAGGCUCAAAGAUCACUGUGGUAGAUGGAACAGAUAUUGGCGACACUGGAUCUGAUAUGAAUGGAGAUCUACAAGACACAAUACGAAAAGCUGAGACUGCCGUCCAACUCUGUGAGUCUGGUUUCAAUGCUCUCAUCUUUGUUAUGACUUACGGUACAAGGUUCACCAAACAGGAGAAGGACGCCGUGGAUCUGAUCAAGUCAUUGUUUGGUAAGGACAUCUUCAGACGUUUUGGUAUCAUCGUCAUGACACGUGGUGACCAGUUUGAGAUGGACACAGAGGAUGACCCAAAGACAUUUGACCAGUGGUGCAAGGAACAAGCUGGGGACAUUAGAAGUCUUUUCCAAGAAUGUGACUAUCGACUGGCGUUGUUUGAUAACAAAACAGAAGACAAUCAAGUUUUGUCACGACAACGGCGUGACCUGCUCGAGUUGGUUCAACGUGACAAACGAUAUUCCGUCCAUGAAUUCACAAAAGCAGAAAAGGGCCGGAUGGACAUUUGUCUGUUACAAGAAUUUCCAAAAGCGGAAACGGAAUCUAAGUCCUUCCUGAGAAAAAUUGAUUCAAAACUUCACGAUAUUAAAGCGAUGAAAGCAGUCAAGGAUCGCGUAGAACUUUUGAAUCAUUGUUUUGAUGAAGUAAACGAUUAUGAAAAACGUAUGUUGGAAAAGUACAAAGGUUACAGCUUCGCUCAAGGGCUACUGCAUAAUUUGACGUUGAAAAAAAUGGAAUUGGAUGCGAAAAGAAGAAACGAGUCAUUUGCAGACAUAGAAGCCGAUCCAGAUGAGCGUACCAGCUUACUGACCAAAGGCAGUGCUGGUCAAGCUGACACAGGAUUCACUCGGCCAGGGUCAAGUAAAUGCUGUAUCUGUACUUUAUCAUGAAAAGGACUUAGCUUUUGAAUUUCUUUUUUAUCUUCAAUGAAAUUUAACAGAUUAUUGAUCUAGUCAAUGCUGUCCUUAGAGAUAAAGUGAAAGAUGUCAUAGUUAUAAUAAUAUUGAAUGUUAAACCUUAACGCCAGACCAACCCUACUGAUUAUCCCAUUGAGGUAACAUAGAAUCAUUGACUGACUGAUCAAGUGAAU
Molecule: messenger RNA, 3231 nt
Organism: Lymnaea stagnalis (great pond snail)
Lineage: Eukaryota; Metazoa; Mollusca; Gastropoda; Lymnaeidae
Source: the annotation of a GenBank genome assembly